AUGUCUUCCUCGGUCGAUGGAAUAGUGAAGGAGUUGCGGAAGUUUACGACAUGCGAUAUAUGCGAUGCCCUGAUUAAAAUCAAUUCCAGCAGAGUUAAACAUGGUGGAUUCCUUCCCGGACUUACAAUGUGGUCACCACAGCGGCAGGAGGGAGAGACGAAGAUCGUCGGCCCAGCAUACACAGUCAAAUAUGUGCCUCUGGAUGAUCCAAGACCCAAAUUUCCCUCGCAUUAUAUCGACAGCAUUCCGGAGGGCGCUGUAAUCUUCGUGUCGAGCCCACAAACUCCAAAUGCGGUAUACGGUGGAUUGAUGUCAACUCGCGCCAUUGUGAAUAUGGCAGCUGGGGCUGUCAUUGGUGGCCGAUUUCGCGAUCUGGAGGAGCAGCGAAUGCAAAACUUCCCAGUAUUCGCACGCGAUAUCGGCACGGCACCCCCAUAUGAAACCGUCAAGAUAGUCGCAGUGAAUGAACCUGUCAAAUUCCAGGUGGAUGGACGGGAAGAGAUUGUUGAGCCUGGUGACUAUUUGAUGGCCGAUCUGCAUGGCGUAGUUGUCCUUCCAGCAAGCCUCGCCCAACAAGCAUUACCGCUGAUGGAAAAGCAGGCGAAGGUCGACUCGCAGGUUAGCGCUGCGAUGAAGGUGGGUAUGCCUUUUGAAGAGGCUUGUGAGGAAUUCAGAGGAUAA
This is a messenger RNA of Penicillium malachiteum, 681 nucleotides long. Its product is annotated as RraA family protein. The coding region runs from base 1 to 681 and encodes 226 amino acids. Lineage: Eukaryota; Fungi; Ascomycota; Eurotiomycetes; Eurotiales; Aspergillaceae. The transcript is spliced from 4 exons. The record is from RefSeq and is a predicted model, not a curated record.